Aedes aegypti (yellow fever mosquito) is the source of this 3432-nucleotide messenger RNA. RefSeq names its product metabotropic glutamate receptor 2. Lineage: Eukaryota; Metazoa; Arthropoda; Insecta; Diptera; Culicidae. Gene Ontology annotation, molecular function: adenylate cyclase inhibiting G protein-coupled glutamate receptor activity. Gene Ontology annotation, cellular component: membrane. The record is from RefSeq and is a predicted model, not a curated record. The transcript is spliced from 14 exons. The coding region runs from base 337 to 3279 and encodes 980 amino acids. Gene Ontology annotation, biological process: G protein-coupled receptor signaling pathway.
CUUUAUCAUCUUAUCGAUCAAAACAACAAUUAUUUCUCUUAUCGAGUGCGGCGGUGUUCAAGUACAGAGAUCUAUUUCCUGAGGCUUUUUGCAAUAAUGUUUAAAUAGAGUGAUUUGGCUUUAUCUGUUGUUCGUUAUGCAAGGAUUAAUUCGUUUUCCACGUUAUAGUAUACACUGGUGUGAGUGAUAGAGAGACUCAGUGAUAAGAAAGUAGAACGAAUGCUCGAAGAAAAAAUCAUCUGCAUUCCAUAUGCGGUAUUGGCCGUACUGAUAAGCCUAAGAUUUUUCUACAUUUCAACGAUGUGUAACAAAUCAAAAGUCUCCAUAGAAUAGAAAAUGAAGCAAUUGGUGUUGAUCAUCAAUGUUGAUUUUAUUUUAUGUUUGUUGAGCUAUGUGUCGCACGUCGAUGGACGUGAAUUGUUACACCACGGGUUUGGAAGAAACCGCCAGAGGUACCAUUAUUACAAUCUGGACGAUUGUGGCCAUGAGAUAAAAUUCGUCGAAAAGCAUGGUAACAAAAGCAGCAGGCAUGCUCAAAGCUAUCUAUGCCAAAACAUGUUUUCCCUCAAGCACAAACGACAUGGAUUUCAGCAAUUGCACAGGAAUCGGUAUUUUGUGCGACAUAAUGCCAAUUCCGUCGUAGAAGAACGUAACAACACCAAACAACCCCAUGUCAUCCAUUGGCCAGUUAAGCGAGAGGCAGUUGUGGAAGGUGACCUUAUCCUGGGUGGCCUGAUGAUGGUUCACUCCAGAGAGGACUCGGUAACAUGUGGCCCUAUCAUGCCUCAGGGAGGCAUUCAAGCGUUGGAAACUAUGUUAUACACUUUGGACAAAAUCAACAUGGACAAUCUCAUACCCAACGUUACCAUUGGAGCCCACAUCCUGGAUGACUGUGACAAAGAUACGUACGGGUUAGAAAUGGCGGUAGAUUUCAUCAAAGGGUCAAUCAGCAAUAUAGACGAAGCUACCGAUUACAACAACUGCAGCAGCAAGGGGCACAAGAAGAAGGUGAUCUCCGGAGUUGUUGGAGCUGCUUCAUCAGUGACUUCCAUCCAAGUGGCCAAUCUUUUGCGACUGUUCAAGAUUCCGCAGGUGUCAUAUUUUUCCACAAGCCCUGAAUUGAGCAAUAAACAAAGAUUCGAAUAUUUCUCUCGAACAAUACCAUCUGACCAUUAUCAAGUUAAGGCAAUAGUCGACAUCGUCCGGCAGCUCGGUUGGAGUUAUAUAUCCAUAAUCUACGAGGAAAGUAACUAUGGUAUAAAGGCUUUUGAAGAACUUGAUGAUUUACUUUCCAAACAUGGCAUUUGCAUAGCGAUCAAGGAAAAGUUGGUAAAAGAUUCUGGAGUAGCGGAAAAAAUCGCAUAUGAUAACAUAGUUAUUAAAUUACUGACGAAACCAAGAGCUAAGGGCGUGAUAAUAUUCGGCUCUGAUCAAGAAGUGGCAGAAGUCAUGCGAGCAGUUCGCCGACAGAAUGUUACGGGCGUAUUCUCCUGGAUAGGCUCGGACGGCUGGAGUGCCCGAAAUCUGGUAUCCGAUGGCAACGAAGCCGAAGUUGAAGGCACUCUGUCCGUGCAACCUCAAGCAAAUUCCGUGAUAGGGUUCGAGGAAUAUUUUUUGAAUUUGACAGUCGAUAACAAUUCUCGAAACCCGUGGUUUAUCGAAUUCUGGGAGGAUCAUUUCCAAUGCAAGUAUCCUAACUCUCCCCCGACGCCGUACAACAAGCAGUAUACGAAAUUUUGUUCUGCGACAGAAAAAUUAACGAAACAUACGCUCGACUUCGAAGAUCAACUGCAGUUUGUAAGCGACGCAGUUAUGGCGUUCGGUUACGCAUUCAAGAAUAUGCACCAGGAGCUGUGUGGAAGUAAGCCAGGAUUGUGCGAUGAGAUGAACCCCACAAAAGGAGCAGAUUUGCUAAAGUACCUAAGGAAAGCCGACUUUAUAGGCCUAAGUGGCGAUAGAUUUAAUUUCGAUAUUAACGGUGACGGACCGGCCCGAUAUAAUAUCAUUCAUUUUAAACAAUACGAACCCGAUAAGUACAAAUGGAUCAAGGUGGGCGAGUACUACCAGGGAGAGCUGCGCUUGAAUAUGGAAGAUAUCCAAUUCGGCAUAAAGAAUCCCAACCCACCAGAGUCAGUCUGCAGCCGGCCUUGUGAACGAGGCCAAGCGAAAAAAUAUGUUGAAGGUGAAGGCUGCUGUUGGCACUGUUUCAACUGCUCUCAGUAUCAGAUACGAAAUCCCGCUGAUGAAACACACUGUAUAAACUGCCCCAGAGGAACCAUACCGGAUAUUUACCAUGAAAACUGUCAGCACAUUCCAGAGGACUAUCUGAAACCGGAGUCACCCUACGCCAUAGGGGCAAUGUCGUUCAGCAGCCUCGGAAUCGUGAUGACACUUUUCGUAGUUGGAGUUUUCCUGAAAAACAACGAUACCCCUAUUGUUAGAGCGUCAGGUAGGGAGUUAAGUUAUGUAUUGUUGAGCGGAAUACUCUUAUGCUACGGUGUCACGUACGCCCUGGUUUUCAAACCGAACGAUAUUGUCUGUGGUGUGCAAAGAUUUUGGUCCGGCUUUUCGUUCACUGUAGUUUACGCAGCGCUUUUGACCAAAACUAACCGGAUUGCACGAAUAUUCAAUGCAAGCACCAAAUCCGCAAAGCGACCUUCCUUCAUUAGUCCCCACUCACAAUUAGUUAUAUGUGGCAUACUCAUAUCGUUUCAGAUAUUGAUCAAUGCCGUUUGGAUGGUUGUUUCGCCGGCCCACGCCAUGCAUCACUAUCCUACGAGGGAAGAUAACCUACUGGUUUGCAAUUCGUAUACCGAUGCAUCGUAUAUGGUUGCGUUUUUUUAUCCCAUAUUCCUGAUCAUAGUUUGCACCGUGUAUGCCGUGCUCACUAGAAAAACACCAGAGGCUUUCAACGAGUCGAAAUACAUAGGCUUCACAAUGUACACCACCUGUGUUAUCUGGUUGGCCUUCAUUCCGUUGUACUUCGGAACGGGAAACAAUGUACAACUUCGUAUAGCAUCCAUGUCCGUAACGAUAAGCCUCUCUGCAACAGUUACCCUUGUUUGCUUGUUCUCCCCUAAGUUGUACAUUAUCCUGAUUCGACCCGAGCGUAACAUACGACAAAGUAUGAUGCCAAUACGAUACAGCACCAUCAAUAAAACAACCGGAUCGGCACAGUCGUCGGUGAUGGCAGCAGUGAUAGUUACCGCAGCAACAUGCAAUGAAAACGAAAAAGUGAUAAAAAAUGUUUCAAACGAAAAUAUUACAGGCGCGUACUAGGAAACUACAAUAAAACAAAGCAUUGCACUUUAAGAACAAAACAGGGCCAUAAAUUCGAUACAAAAAACAGCGAGGAAGAAAAAAAAACGACAAGAGUUAUUUUAAAAUGAUGUAUGCCUGGUCAUACAAAGAGAGUAAAAUUGACUACCGAAA